AUGAACUCUCAUCUAGCAAUGGCCUGUCCUAUCCUGUGCUGGAACAAGGACAAGAGGGAAUGGCCUCAGGUAGUGCCAGGGGAGGUUCAGAAAUUCCAGAGGGGUGGAGCUCUGACUCAGUGUAAUAAAACACCCGUUCAGCAGCUUCUGCCGCUCGGGAGUCCUGUAAAUAUGUUUCAGGAGGAACUGGGAGCUGUUGAGCUGCAUCCACAGGUGUCUGCUGCAACACCUGCUUUUAAUGCAGCAGCAAUCCCAAUGGCAUCAUCUGCUGCCUUCUGCCAGAAAGAAACAUCACCGUACUGCCUGCUCACUGUAAGAAUCAUACAGAUGAGAAAUGCUCCUCGGGCAGAUUUUUUGAGUCAGUCUGAUUGCUACGUGAGCCUCUGGUUGCCAACUGCUUCAGAUGAAAAAUUCCGGACCAAAACAAUCAAAAACUGCAGAAAUCCAGUGUGGAAUGAAACUUUCUAUUUUCGGGUUCAGAGAGAAGUCAAGAACAUCCUGGAAAUGACUGUUUCUGAUGACGAUAUUAUUCGUGACGACGAGCAUGCAAUUGUUCUUUUUGAUCUAGACAAAAUAUCCCUUGGGGAAAAAGUGCUUACAGCAUUUCCACUAAAUCCACAGGGGAGGGAAGAGCUGGAAGUUGAGAUUGCAUUGGAUAACAUCCAGGGUCCUCCUGAAGCCAUCAUCACAAAUGGAGCAGUAGUGUGUCGUGAACUAGCCUGCCUGGAAGUUCAACUGGACAGAAGGAAGAAAAAGAAGCAUUGCAUUGGGAAAGAGAUAACAUUUACAGUAAAAGGAUCCUAUGAAGAAACCCAGAGCAUUUCACUUUGCUGUGACUCCUGUUCCCCUCUUCCAGAUCCCACGUUCUUCCACUAUGCCAAAUACAAACAACCCUCGCUGGAUGUUGCAUUCAUGAAGAAGAGGAGAUUUCCAAGCUUUUGUGCUUGCAUGACAUGUGGAGCAAGGAAGAACAGAAGUGUCCAGCUGUCCCUUCCGCUGAAGUCCCUCCCCUCUGAGCAGGAAGCAGUUGGUGAGCACAGAAAAUUUGACUUGCACUUAAAGGUGAAAAACUGCCCAGAAGACCUAGAUGUGCGUCUGGGGUUUGACCUGUGUGCCGAGGAGCAGGAUUUCAUCUGUAAGAGGAAGAAGGUGGUGGCAGCUGCUCUGAAGGAUGUCCUUCAUCUAAAAGAGGACUUGCAGGAGGAUGAGGUGCCUGUGGUGGCAAUCAUGACCACAGGUGGUGGAACCAGAGCUCUUACAGCCAUGUAUUCUCACCUUCGAAGCAUUCAGAAACUGAAUGUCUUGGACUGUGUCUCGUACAUCACCGGUUUAUCUGGCACAACAUGGACCAUGUCAAGUUUGUAUGAAGAUCCUGACUGGUCCCACAAAGAUCUAGAGGAAAUACUCACAGAUGUCCGAAAGCAGGUGCUCAAAAAUAAGUUUCUCACUUGCUUUGCUCCACAUCGUCUGAAAUACUAUUUAAAAGAGUUGUACCAGAGAAAGCAGGAUGGAUACCGGGUAUGUUUCACAGAUCUGUGGGGACUCAUCAUUGAAGCAAUGUUACAUGAUGAGGAAGACACCCAUAAGCUCUCAGAUCAGCAGCAGGCACUAAAGCAGGGACAGAAUCCCCUGCCCAUCUACCUCUCUCUCAAUGUUAAGGACAAAGUCAGCAACCAGGAUUUCAGAGAAUGGGUGGAAUUCACUCCAUAUGAGGUAGGAUUACUAAAAUACGGAGCUUUCAUUCGUGCUGAAGAUUUUGGUAGUGAGUUCUUCAUGGGUCGCCUGAUGAAGAAAAUACCGGAAUCCAGAAUCUGCUUCUUGGAAGGGAUCUGGAGCAGCGUAUUUUCCUUAAAUCUUAUGGAUGCUUGGUUUUUAUCUGUUCAUUCAGAAGACUUCUGGCAUAGAUGGACCAGAGACAAAAUUAUUGACAUAGAAGAUGAAUCCCCGUUCCCUAUAAGGCCAAAUGAACUAGAUACUCGGCUGGUUUCUCCCCCUGACAGCUUCUCAAACAUUUUCCGAGACGUGGUCAUGUUACGUCCAGCAGCUUCAGAAAUCCACAAUUUCCUAAAGGGCUUGCAGAUGAAUGCCAACUACCUGGAGAGCGAGUUUGCUAAAUGGAAAGACUGUGAGCUUGACUCCCAACCCAACCACCUGACAGGAGCAACAGAUUCCCUCAUUCUGAUUGACACUGCAUUUGCCUUUGAAACCAGUUACCCACCCCUUAUGAGACCUGAAAGGAAAGUGGAUCUGGUUUUGCAUUUCAACUACAGUUCAGGUUCACAAACAAGGCCUCUGAGAGACGCCUCUAAAUACUUUGCAGAACAAGGAAUUCCUUUCCCUAAAAAGGUGCCGGAUGAACAGGAAACAACAAACCUGAAGGAAUGCUACAUCCUUGGUGACAAGGAAAGCCCAGAAACACCUAUUGUGGUAUUUUUCCCUCUAGUAAAUGACACUUUCAGGGAAUACAAAGCACCUGGUGUGAAACGUAGUCCCUCGGAGAUGGCAGAGGGAGAUGUUGAUGUUGCCAAUAGCUGUGGUCCAUAUUAUAUAAACAAUCUGAGUUACUCGGAGGAAAAUUUCGACAAACUGGUGAAACUAAGUGACUACAAUGUCCAGAAUAACAAAGACUUGAUUCUUCAGGCCUUGCGCAUUGUAGUGGAGAGGAAAAAGCGGAAUAAGAAAUAGUCACCACCGCAAACAUCAUGCAGUGCUGAUGGCAUGUGUGUUUCCCCAGCCAAAAGGGAUCUCAGCAUUCUGCAGACUGUUCAGCGUGAGGGAGAACAGAAUAAAAUAUCUGAGCCCUGUUCUGAGUCAUUAAGCAACUUGAUUAGAGAACAAUGAAAUGCCAAAGGAUGCUAAGAGGAGGACUGCUUGGCACCAAAAGUUCUACAGCCUGUCUGUCAGUGAAGGGAAUGAGCACAAAAAGCAGAGCUCUUCCCUAAUGAAUUAAUGUGCUUCCCUCAUUGAAAGAAAACCUCAGGAGUGUAGCUCUUACUUGGAGAAGCGACCUACCAGACCAAGGCUGAAAUAUGUGGACAAGGAAACAUGAGGAAGUUGAUGUUGACAGUGUUUGUGCUUUACCUGCCCUAUAAAAAGAGGAGAUUUUAAAUACAGAAGUGCUUUCAUUCCAAAGCAUCGACAAGAAGCCAAUUU
Molecule: messenger RNA, 3153 nt
Organism: Nothoprocta perdicaria
Lineage: Eukaryota; Metazoa; Chordata; Aves; Tinamiformes; Tinamidae
Product: cytosolic phospholipase A2 epsilon-like
Exons: 21
Coding region: 1-2685 (894 amino acids)
Biological process (GO): glycerophospholipid catabolic process
Cellular component (GO): cytosol
Molecular function (GO): calcium ion binding; calcium-dependent phospholipid binding
Source: RefSeq, a predicted model, not a curated record